CCUCGUAUUUGCUUCUUCGUAUAUAAGCUCGUCUCGUUCCUAUGAGAAUCAUUCUUCGGUUGGAAGUACUUUAGUCCGUACGCAAUGGCUGCUAAGUUUGUCGUAGUGUUCGCGCUGGCGGUGGCCGCCCAGGCGUCAGUGGUGCCCGUGGGCGUCGCGCGCGCAGACGACUACACCAGCUUCGCGUACGACGUGGCCGACCCCAACACCGGCGACUACAAGAGCCAAGUGGAGACGCGCGUCGGCGGCGUCGUGCAGGGCCAGUAUUCGCUGUUGGACGCUGAUGGCACCAAGCGCACCGUAGAUUAUGCCGCUGAUGAUGUCAAUGGUUUCAACGCUGUCGUGCGCAAGGACCCUGUUGCUGUCGCUGCGCCCGUUGUGAGCGCGCCAGUAUUCGAAGCCGCUCCCGCUGUGGUUGCCGCGCGCACUGUCGCUGCUCCCGCAGUGUACUCCGCUGCUCCCGCUGUGUACUCCGCUGCUCCCGUUGUUGCCGCGCGCAGUGUCUCCGCCCCUGCCGUAUAUUCCGCUCCUGUGUAUGCUGCACGCACUGUUGCCGCUCCAGCUGUGUACUCCGGCCCUGUAGUGGCCGCACGUACGGUUGCUGCUCCCUCCGUGUACUCGACCGGUGUGGUUGCUUCAGGGCCUGCUGUAUACGCCGCUAGUGCCCCCGUGGUAGCCACCCGCACCGUCGGCGUCGCCGCACCGCACCUCUACUCCGCCCCCGUCGUCGCCCGCUACGCCGCACCCUCCGUAUACAGCUCUUACUACGGCACCCCUUACACAUACGGCGCGUACGCUUCCCCGGUAGCUCAAUGGUAACUUUAACGAAACCUUGUUUCAAGGUUCCUUAGCCAUAAACCACGACGUGUUCUUCGUAAUGUAAAUAACUUAUACGACUUUGUACAUAUAAUAUGCGGUAUGUAUGCGAAAUACAAACGUUUUAUACUUAAAAA
This is a messenger RNA of Cydia strobilella, 953 nucleotides long. Its product is annotated as cuticle protein 21-like. The coding region runs from base 85 to 819 and encodes 244 amino acids. The record is from RefSeq and is a predicted model, not a curated record. Lineage: Eukaryota; Metazoa; Arthropoda; Insecta; Lepidoptera; Tortricidae. Gene Ontology annotation, cellular component: extracellular matrix. The transcript has 2 exons.